Messenger RNA from Cornus florida, 1820 nucleotides. RefSeq names its product probable anion transporter 4, chloroplastic. Bases 89 to 1702 code for a protein of 537 amino acids. Gene Ontology annotation, cellular component: plastid. Gene Ontology annotation, biological process: transmembrane transport. The transcript has 8 exons. Gene Ontology annotation, molecular function: phosphate transmembrane transporter activity. The record is from RefSeq and is a predicted model, not a curated record. NCBI's taxonomy places the organism in Eukaryota, Viridiplantae, Streptophyta, Magnoliopsida, Cornales, Cornaceae.
CAUUUUCUCACGAGCAGCGUUUUCCUUCCUCUAUGAGCCACAGCGAGCCAGACUCGCUACUCAGUAGUGUUGCUCACAAUUUCACAGUAUGAAUUUCUCACUCGCUCUCGACCAACCGAUUCGUUAUCGUUCGCGUUCGAGCUUUCAAAACCCUAAACCCUUCGCAAUCCGAACAACAGCAAGCAUUGGAUUUGGAGGAUUAUCUUCUCUUCCCAAGGACUCAUCAUCAAUUGAUGGCUGUUCCAUAUCAUCAUCUUCUGGUACUGCUUUGAGAAUUCGAUUUGCAAACAGUGAACAUGAAUUUCGCAAUCUUCGAACGGCUAGAGUUAGGGCUUCUUCGGAGGAAGCUCAGUCCAUCACGAGCGGUUCGUUUGGGGACGAAGACGAAGUUCCACAGUCAAGAUUCGUGGAGUUCAUCACUUCGGAGAGAGUCAAAGUGGUUGCAAUGCUUGCCUUGGCCUUGGCGCUUUGUAAUGCCGACAGAGUUGUCAUGUCUGUUGCCAUAGUUCCUCUCUCGCUCGCUAAUGGUUGGCGCCAGUCCUUUGCUGGCGUUGUUCAGUCAUCUUUUCUCUGGGGAUACCUGAUGUCACCAAUAGCGGGAGGGACUCUUGUGGACUAUUAUGGAGGUAAGGUUGUCAUGGCAUGGGGUGUGACUUUGUGGUCACUAGCCACCUUUCUUACUCCUUGGGCUGCAGAAGCUUCUUUAUGGGCAUUACUUGCUGUUCGAGUUUUGCUUGGUGUUGCAGAAGGUGUUGCUCUUCCCUGCAUGAAUAACAUGAUAGCAAGAUGGUUUCCUCAGACAGAAAGAUCUAGGGCUGUUGGACUUGCAAUGGGUGGAUUUCAGCUUGGAAAUGUUAUUGGACUUAUGCUUUCUCCAAUCCUCAUGUCACAGGGAGGUAUAUUUGGACCAUUUGUUAUAUUCGGAUUAUCUGGAUUUCUCUGGGUUUUGGUAUGGUUAUCGGCAACGUCAAGCACUCCUGAUCGAAGUCCUCAAAUAUCAAAAAGAGAGUUGGGAUACAUACAGAACAAUACACGGAAAUCCUUUGUGGUUGAGAAUAAAUUGAAGACAGACAAAGUGAUCCCUCCAUUCAGGCGCUUGCUUUCUAAGCUUCCAACAUGGUCUCUAAUUGCUGCAAAUGCAAUGCAUAGCUGGGGAUUCUUUGUCAUUCUUUCAUGGAUGCCCAUCUACUUUAACACAAUAUAUCACGUUGACCUCAGACAAGCAGCAUGGUUUAGUGCUGUUCCAUGGAGUAUGAUGGCAAUAUUAGGCUACUUUGCUGGCGUUUGGUCAGACAUGUUGAUACAAAAUGGCACAAGUGUCACUUUGACCCGCAAAAUCAUGCAGUCAAUUGGUUUUGUUGGCCCUGGUAUUGCUCUGAUUGGUCUAACUAUGGCAAGAAGUCCAUCAAUAGCAUCCGCUUGGCUUACUUUAGCUCUUGGGCUAAAAUCUUUUAGUCAUUCUGGCUUCUUGGUGAACCUUCAGGAGAUUGCCCCACAGUAUUCUGGUGUUCUACAUGGUAUGUCUAAUACCGCUGGUACAUUUGCUGCUAUUCUGGGAACAGUUGGUGCUGGUUUCUUUGUUGAAUUAACGGGUUCUUUCAAGGGCUUUUUGUUGCUUACAUCUUUUAUGUAUUUUUCCUCUGCUCUAUUCUGGAACCUUUUUUCAACAGGGGAGAGAGUCAAUUUUGAUGAAACUGAUUAGAGACUAUGUACAGGUCCUCAUUUUUCUACCCCUCAAAUUUGUCGCUUGGUUAUAAAUAGUGUCUGAUAAGUGCUGUAAAUGCAGUGAUCAAAAUAUAUGGUGAGAAGAUAUUAAAAUC